AUGCCAACGCCAAGUUCCUCUAGCAGCGAUGAGACAGAUAAGGAGCCCAGCGGGAGCCCACGCCGUCCGCUUCCGCAGGUGAAGGUUCCCGUAUUUCCGGAAGCAAGCCGACCGCGGGGACAGAAGAAGCGGGUGCGUGACGCAGAGACGCCGGAGACAAGGCGCCGACGAACGGAGAAGAAGCGGAAAGCUUACACCGUCAAGGAGAAGCUUUACUGGCUCAAGAUGCUUGACGCGCAGCCCCCUAUGAGCGUCCGAGGUUUGGCCAAGCUCGCCAAAGUCCAGCCGAAGCAGAUCCGCGACUGGCGCAACUUGAAGGAGCGGCUCGACAAAGCGGCAGGGUGUCGCCAACGUCUCACUGGUGCUGGACGAAAGCCAAACGAGGAUCAUCUGAUCCUCGCUCACCUCCGCGAUAAGGCGGAGGUGGAGGUGCUGGAGGAUGUGUGCGAGGAGGAUCUUGAGGAGCUCGUCCCCAACCCGUUCUAUCCUGACCCUGCUGCCCCUUCGAGCAAGGACAAGGAUGCUGCCUCCUCUUCAGCUGAGGAGGAGGAGGAGGAGGAGGAGGAGGAGGAGGAGGAGGAGGAGGAGGAGGAGGACACGGACGAGGAGGAGGGGGACGAGGAGGACGAGGAGGGUGAGGAGGGUGAGGAGGAAGGCGGUGCAGAGGUGGAGGGUGGAGCGGGUGAGGAGGAGGAUGAUGGCGAUGAGUGGUGGGCAGAAGGGCGAUAUGAGGGGGAGGAGGUGGAGAUCUGGGUUGCUGGAGAGGAUUAG
Messenger RNA from Closterium sp. Naga37s-1, 771 nucleotides. Lineage: Eukaryota; Viridiplantae; Streptophyta; Zygnematophyceae; Desmidiales; Closteriaceae. The record is from the annotation of a GenBank genome assembly.